CCCCUCGACGAUCAUUUGGCUGGUAGGUGUUACCUAUAUCUAUCCCACUCCUAGGUACUUAGCACAGGCUUCUCGAACCUACGGCCGUCAGUCCAUUGAUGACGGACAUCUGGAGUUCUUAUAUUAGAAUAUAAGACACACGACAAACUUUCAAAUAACUUCCUUCCCAUCCAUUUCAUAUAAGCUGAUAUGGUGUCUCUUAAUUAGGCGCUUCGCCUUUUUCUCCAAACCUACCCCAUAGCUCUAAAAGAGUUGUCAAUAAAUAUCGUCUAAUAAUAUGACGUUUAAAAUGGCAGCGUGGGCUUGGGCGGUCCCCAGCCUGCUGGCAUCUUUCGUCAUAGGUGCUCCAACUACCGGCGUUCAACAUGUCCUGCAGGCGGGAAAUCAUGGCAGCCAGUCUGCGUCGCGACACAAGUUGCACGGCAGAUUCCUUCAUAUAACAGAUUUACAUCCUGAUGAACAUUACAAAGUUCACACAUCUACUGAGGAAAACAUCGCAUGCCAUCGAGGCCAUGGUCUUGCCGGUACAUAUGGCGCCGAAACUUCGGAUUGCGAUUCUCCUUUAACACUGGUCAAUGCGACUCUUAAUUGGGUUGCUGAGAAUUUGAGAGACGAGAUCGACUUUGUCGUUUGGACAGGCGAUUCAGCCCGCCAUGACAGCGAUGAAGAAAUUCCCCGGCAUGAUAAAGAAAUUCUAGCGAUGAACCGUAGGAUCGCAGAUGCUUUUGUCACCACAUUUUCUGACGACGAUGGCUUGGUAGUCCCCGUCGUCCCAACUUUUGGAAAUAAUGAUAUUUAUCCACACAACAUAUUAAUGCCAGGCCCAAACAAGAUUCUGACGACUUACACCGAUGUUUGGAAGAGCUUUAUCCCGGAAGAGCAAAGACACUCGUUUCAGUAUGGCGGCUGGUUUUAUGUUGAGGUCAUUCCGAAUAAGCUGGCUGUCUUCAGUCUCAACACUUUGUAUUUCUUCGAUCGCAAUGCAGGUGUUGAUGAUUGCGCACACCCGACCGAGCCUGGGUACAAACAUUUCGAAUGGUUGCGCGUUCAAUUGCAAUUCCUUCGGGAGCGUGGAAUGAAGGCUAUUUUAAUGGGACAUGUUCCUCCUGCGCGAACUUCCGGCAAGCAAUUAUGGGAUGAGACAUGCUGGCAAAAGUAUACACUCUGGCUGCAGCAGUAUCGCGAUGUUGUUGUGAGCUCCUUAUACGGUCACAUGAACAUCGAUCAUUUUCUACUUCAAGACACACACGAGAUCGAUCUUUCCCUCCUCGAAGCUGAAUCUGACGAGAGAGUAAGUAUUCGUGAAUCUUUGGAUGAGGAAUUGUCGGUCGAGUCGAGCAAGGACUAUCUCAUUGAAUUGAGGGACGACUGGUCUAAGUUACCGAGCCCCGUUCAGUCAAACGGAGUAGAAGAAUCUGGCAAAAAGAAGAAACAUAAGAAAAAGAAGGGCAAAAAGGGCAAGAAUAAGGUCGGCGGGCCAUGGGCUGAGCGUUACCAACUGACCCUCAUCAGCCCUAGCGUUGUCCCUAAUUAUUUCCCAACACUCCGAGUCUUUGAUUACAAUAUAACCGGAAUAGAGGACACACCGAUAUGGGCCGACACUAUGCGCAAGUCUGGUGUGAAAGCUCCCUCACCAUCUUCACCAGAAUCCCCUUCUUUAGAACUACGCGCCGAAUAUGAUACGGAGGAGAUUGAGAUGAGUAAGAAGAAGAGAAAGGGGAAAGGUGGUCAAAAGACAAAAAUGCAAAUCCCGGACCCGCCAGCCGAAGGAGAUCAGCCGGGACCGGCGUACUUCCCGCAGACCUUGACUUUGAGAGGAUACACCCAAUACUACGCCAACCUAACAUAUAUCAACAACGAUGUUGCGGAAGACAGCGUUGAGGAUGAGACAUUAUCAACAGCAGGCUGGAAUUCCGGGAAGCAUAAGAACAAGAAGCCAAAGCACGACAAGCCGAUGCCGAGGAAGUUCGGCUUCGAGGUCGAAUAUACCACUUUCGACGACAAGAUCUACAAGCUGAAAGACUUGACCGUCAAUAGUUUGCUAAGGCUUGCGCACAGAAUUGGGCAGACUUCGUCAGAUGGGACCGAGGUGUUAAGCCAGGACUUGGAAUACGAGAGUGGGGGCCAUGAUGCUGCUACUCAACUUGUUGAAGAGAAAGACUUGAUAGAAGAAGAGGAUGAUGAUGAUUCCGAGAACGGAGCUAGUGAAAUAGAGGAGGACGACGAAGAAGAAGACGACACAGACGACGAGGAGGAUCUAGACGCCGAGAAGAAGAAGCACAAACACAAGAAGGGGAGGAAAGGGAAGAAGAAGCAUAAGAAGAAGAGAGAUACCAAGAUCUGGCUCCACUUCCUCAAACACGCUUUCGUCAGUACUAAGAGUAUCGACGAGCUGAAGGAUCUCGACUAGGUGCUUACCUAGAUACCUACUGGAAGAAGAUGGCGUUGGGACAUUGCUUUAUGUAUGGCGGCUGCUUUUGUUGGCUUUAUUCGAAUGCAUAUCAAGGUGCAUGCAUAGGUGUCUACUUACUUACCUACCUCCUAACUCCUACCACCUCCCCCGCCUACGUACAUACAUACUCUUACAUCACUACAAGGAGGUAGGUAGGUAGGUAAGUAGGCAGAUGCAUAGACGCAUAGUAGGCGGCAGUCUUUUUCACGAACGAACGAACGAACGAUACGGAGUACUGCUCACUUGGCUUAUGGAGUCCGUUUCGCUUGGCCCAUUGGUCGGCUGGAUUGUUUGGUUCACUUGGGACAUGGUGCAUACAUCAUGUAGCUACUAAAUAGGUACCUACCUACCUGCUACCGGUAGUUGGAAUGUGCUUUUGUUACGGCUGUUUGUUUAUUUGUGUGGUUUCUUUGGAUGAUAAAAAAGCCUUGUUUUCUGAGGAGCAAGUCUUGGAUUAGGUACCUAGGAUAGGACAGGAUGUGGGUGCAUUGCAUCGCAUCAGAUAGGUAGUAUCGAAUAGGAUAGGUAGCAUUAUAUAUGCUGACGUGCGUUACUUAACAGAGAAUAAGAGUUCAGUUGAAUCAAGGGGAUAGAGUUAGCAGGCACAGAAAGUCAUCAUAGUUCAA
Molecule: messenger RNA, 3078 nt
Organism: Hypoxylon fragiforme
Lineage: Eukaryota; Fungi; Ascomycota; Sordariomycetes; Xylariales; Hypoxylaceae
Product: Endopolyphosphatase
Exons: 2
Coding region: 278-2410 (710 amino acids)
Biological process (GO): polyphosphate catabolic process
Cellular component (GO): fungal-type vacuole; membrane
Molecular function (GO): endopolyphosphatase activity; exopolyphosphatase activity
Source: RefSeq, a predicted model, not a curated record